Molecule: messenger RNA, 1855 nt
Organism: Chara braunii
Lineage: Eukaryota; Viridiplantae; Streptophyta; Charophyceae; Charales; Characeae
Source: the annotation of a GenBank genome assembly
GCGCGACAGCGGAUUUUGCGCAGGCAAUGGAGGAAGUCGCUUACAUGGCGUCGCGCGGACCAGCUCGUCGGGCAGGAGACGCAAAUGGGCAGCACUAGACCCCAGUCAGAUGCUCAUCUAUCGUCGCACCCCACGCGGUUGCGAGUCAAGCUGGGCAGGGGCGGAGGCGGUGAUCUGGGUUCUCGUCCCGCCACUCAGCUGCACCGUGGCGAGAGCCGAGGUCAGUUCGACGACAGCGAGGAUGAGGGGACUGCUCCGCCGUUGAGUGACACGCGGCGGUCUGUGUUGUCUAUUCUUGGGAUUCAGACUGAUGCUCCUGUUCAGCGGAAGAGUACGAGGCCUGCGGUACACGUGGCAGCCUAUUCGGAGGUCGACUUGGAGGCGAGUGAGGGACAGGGUGUGGAGGAGGUGGACACGGGAGGCCUGGGCUCGCAAGGAGCUCCCCAAAAGAGGAGGGGGGAUCGUCCAGACGAGUUCGCCGGUUCUACGAAGAAGUUAAAGAGCAAGGCCCUCAGGACUGCAGGGGAGAAACGCAAGGGGACCGAGGGGGAGCAGGGCCGGCAGGUUGCCAAACGACCGUCUUCGAGACAGGAGCAGCCUGAGUCUGGACCGUCUUCUCCACCGACAACAGGGACUCCCAUCGACGUCGACGCCGGGUACUUCCUCGAGUACAAAGACGGCGUUCGGACAAAGCGGGAGUUCGACAUUAGCCCUGCGCAGGUCGUCGACCUCGGGGACUGGGAGGACCUGUACAACCAGCGGUCCCAGGAUCCCAUGCUCAUGAUAGGGAUCAAGGAAGCGAUGCGGUUGGCGUUCGAAAACAAAGCGCAGUCUUACGAUUUACCAACCCUGAAACUGGCGCUGCUGGGGCUUGAUAAACCGACUCCGGGGACCAGGGCAGAACGUCUGAGACCGGAGGAUUGGAGGGAUGAGCUGGCGGGACAAUACUACUACUACGCGGUGUGUGGGCAGCACAACGCGGCUGCAGCGAGGUCGCUGCUCGGCAGCGAGGUGGCGAGGAAAUACAAUUUCGAGCGGUGGCCUGCACAAAUGGUCUACUUUUCGGACAACGACUUCGAAGGGUACUUCCUUGUCACUUCCCAGGACAACAAGAAGGACCUGAAGGCGCCCCCACGACAGCUGAAGCUGUCAAUGAGGGACAUUAGGUGGCGGUGGAAGCGCGUCGGUUGCCCGCAUCAGCAGGGCGAGGAGGCCAUCAGGAAACAAGGCAUUACCCUGCGAUCCUAUUUCCCACUGGCGAUGGCAGGGGAGAACGUCUGGAAACUGGCCGUCGAGUUUUUCGAGAAAUGGGAGACAGGCAGAUUGCUCGGACACGACGGCGCAAAAAGGAUCAUGCGGAAGAAGAAAGUCAAAAAUGUGAAGCCUGGGGUUGCAUACAUCCAUAAUGACAAGCUGGGCAGGAAGGAGGUCGUGUACAACAUCCCUGUAGAACCGCCGUCAAAGAAAGGCAAAAAGGAGAAAGAGGAGGGCGAGUGGUUCGUGCAAGUGCCAGAGCAAGACGCGCAUUGUUGGAAAACGAUGGAGUCGCUGACAGACAAGGAGAAGUGCCGCGUCCUGAAGAAGGUGCUCGCUUGCGAGGUGGUUUGGGUACAGGCCGUCUCCCCAGUGUUCGCGAAGCUCAGAAAGCUGAGCGUCCAGGAGGUGGUGAAUUUGGUGAAGUGCGACCGGGUGCUGGUGCGUCUGUGGAACUACUACCAGUUCAAGCACGACAAAAGGUCGGACGCGGAUUGGAGCCAGAGGUUCCCGUUCCUGAAAUCAAGGUCCGCAAUUUUCAGAUAGUUUGAGAGUCGUGGUUUGGAUGUUGAGUUGUGGGACGGGAGCACGAAAUACGUCA